AUGGUAGGCGUUGAUAAUGAAGUUCUUAUUAUUGAGAAUAAUGAUGAGGCUUCUGUUUGGACUCAAAAGCAUGAAGAAAUUUUCAUUGAACUUAUGGAAGAAGAAGUCUUAAAGGGAAAUAAGAAUACCACAACCUUUACCAAGCAAUCAUGGAAAUAUAUAAAGGAGGAGCUUUGUGGACGAGCAAAAAGAAAUUAUAGUGAUAUGCAACUAAGGAACAAAUACAAUCAAUUAAAGCAAAAGCAUAAGGAUUUUAAGUCUUUACUGAAAGAGACUGGUAUGGGAUACAAUUUAGUGACUGUAGAAGUUAGUGCGACAGAUGAAGUUUGGGAUAAACUUAUUCGGGUUAACAAGUCUGCUAAAAGAUUUAGAAAGAGAGGUUGUAAGUUUUAUGAGAAAUUAUUCACUAUCUUUGGUGAUACUACUGCAACUGGUUCCAAUGCUCAUCCUUCAACUCGAAGUCCUUCUAAUGAUGAUGAUGCAACAUCGAUAAGUCCUUCUACUAUGAAUGAAGAAAGUGGUUUUGAUGAGGAUGGUAACAAAAGAAGAGGUAAAUCAACAGCCACUUCGAACUCUCGAUCAGUAAAAAGAGCAAAGUUCUCAUUAGCUUUGGCAAAUGCACUGGCAACAUAUAAUAAAACUGCAAAGCAAAAGACAGAAUUGAUAGAGAGAUCAAUGGCAACAUCUGCAUCACAUUACUUAUUGGAUGAGAGUGUUGAAGCUCUUAAUCAAAUUGAUGGAAUUAGUGGAGAAGAUAAAAUAUUUUUAAACGUUGCUCGGUUCAACAAGGAUAAUUUACUGGACGAUUCAGAUGAUGAGUUUGGAGAGAUUUUGCUAUAUUUUGCUUGCGAGGAAUAUAAUCAAUUAUAUCUAUCUAAGCAACCUUGUAGAAAUUCAGCUCUUUCAGGCCAUGAAUACGUUAUGGAAGUAUUGCACGGGCAUUGGAGUAGGUGUUAUGAUUUGUUCAGAAUGAACAAAGAUGUCUUCAAAUUAUUUUGUGGUGUUCUAAAAGAAAAAAAAUUAUUGAAGAACUCACGAUAUCUGUCUGUUGAAGAACAAGUGGCUAUGUUCUUAUUUGUGAUUGGCCAUAAUGAACGACAUUGUGUGGUUGCUGAACGAUUUCAGCACUCCAUCUCAACCACAUCACAUUAUUUUAGGAAGGUUUUGAAGGCAAUAUGUCAUCUAUCCAAAGAACUAAUUACUCCACCUUCAUUUGAUGUAACUCCUCCACAAAUUCGAUUCGAUCCAAGAUACUAUCCAUUUUUUAAGAAUUGUGUUGGAGCUAUAGAUGAGACUCAUAUUUCUGCCCAUGUUCCAAUUGAUGAACAAAUACCAUAUCGAGGUCGAAAAGUGGAUACAACUCAGAAUGUUAUGUGUGUAUGUUCAUUUGACAUGAAGUUCACAUACGUUGUUCCUGGAUGGGAAGGAUCAGCUAAUGAUGCACGGAUUCUUCAAGAAUGUGCCACAAACCCAGAUUACGGAUUUCCAAUGCCGCCCCAAGGAAAAUAUUAUCUUGUUGAUUCUGGCUAUACAAACAUGCCUGGUUUUCUUUCACCUUAUCGAGGAGAAAUGUAUCAUUUGGGCAAGUACACAGAUCUUAAUCCCAUAGGCAAAAAGAGCUCUUCAAUUAUCGACACUCUUACUUGAGAAAUGUCAUUGAGCGGUGUUUCGGCGCGUUGAAGGCUCGCUUUCCAA
Molecule: messenger RNA, 1695 nt
Organism: Humulus lupulus (European hop)
Lineage: Eukaryota; Viridiplantae; Streptophyta; Magnoliopsida; Rosales; Cannabaceae
Exons: 5
Coding region: 1-1647 (548 amino acids)
Source: RefSeq, a predicted model, not a curated record